AUGUCCCAGAGAAUCGGUAACUCCACGCUCGCCCUAACGAGGGUCUGGCAUCACGUGGAUAUGGCCGCCGAUCCCAGAACCUUGGGUCGUUUGGCCGCCAGCAUAGCCUUGACUUUGCAAGGCAAGCAUAAACCCACCUUUUCUCCAAACAGAGACCAUGGAGACUACGUGGUGGUGACCAACUGCUCCCACAUGAAGGUGACGGGUAACAAGAUGUCGGAUAAGACCUACUGGUCGCACACGGGAAGACCGGGCUCGUUGAAGCUCGUUCCUAUGGAGAGAAUGAUCGCCAACAUGGGUUACGGUGAGAUCUUGAAGAGAGCCGUGAAGGGCAUGAUUCCAAAGAACAAGCUUAGGCUCGCCAGAAUGGACAGACUCAAAGUUUUUGAUGGCCACGAGCACCCAUACGGUCAGAACUUGAUUGCGCAUGCCGAUGAGGUGCCAGACAUGAAGAAGAAGAUCGCUGAGUUGGAGCGCCAGGAGGCCAUUUCUGCCGAGCUCCGGAAGAGCUACCUCUCCAAGUGA
Candidozyma duobushaemuli is the source of this 525-nucleotide messenger RNA. Its product is annotated as mitochondrial 54S ribosomal protein uL13m. The record is from RefSeq and is a predicted model, not a curated record. Gene Ontology annotation, biological process: negative regulation of translation; translation. The transcript has a single exon. Bases 1 to 525 code for a protein of 174 amino acids. Gene Ontology annotation, molecular function: mRNA binding; structural constituent of ribosome. Gene Ontology annotation, cellular component: ribosome; mitochondrial large ribosomal subunit. NCBI's taxonomy places the organism in Eukaryota, Fungi, Ascomycota, Pichiomycetes, Serinales, Metschnikowiaceae.